This is a messenger RNA of Radiomyces spectabilis, 804 nucleotides long. RefSeq names its product ribosome biogenesis regulatory protein-domain-containing protein. Gene Ontology annotation, molecular function: protein binding. The record is from RefSeq and is a predicted model, not a curated record. Lineage: Eukaryota; Fungi; Mucoromycota; Mucoromycetes; Mucorales; Radiomycetaceae. The transcript is spliced from 2 exons. Gene Ontology annotation, cellular component: nucleolus; preribosome, large subunit precursor; nucleus. Gene Ontology annotation, biological process: ribosome biogenesis; ribosomal large subunit export from nucleus; endonucleolytic cleavage in ITS1 to separate SSU-rRNA from 5.8S rRNA and LSU-rRNA from tricistronic rRNA transcript (SSU-rRNA, 5.8S rRNA, LSU-rRNA). Bases 1 to 804 code for a protein of 267 amino acids.
AUGCAAACAAGCGCAAAAGCUUACCGUUCCAACCCCUCACCUACUGUUUUAAUUAGUAAACCUAUCACGGUCGAGAAGCUGAUUCCCUUGGAAUUCGAUCUCAAUCUUUUAGCUGGAUUCGACACCAAUGCAUUCGAUGACAAGGAAUUAAAAAAUAACCGAGAAGCUUAUAUCAAGAAUCUGACUCGAGAUAACACGCAGCUGCUUGUGAAUGAAAUUUUCAAGUUGCCUAUACAGAGUGGCGAUGCCGGUGUUCUCGCUCAACUUCCCGCACGUACGAGCAUUUUACCUCGUGAGAAACCAUUACCAAAGGAGAAGCCAUUGACACGAUGGGAGAAAUUCGCAAAAGCCAAGGGCAUUCAGAAUCGCAAACGGGAACGUAUGGUGUGGGACGACGAAUCACAGGAAUUUGUUCCCCGUUGGGGUUAUGCUGGUGGCAAAGACAAGGAUAAAUUGGCUUCUGACUGGUUGAUCGAGGUGCCCCAGGAUGCCGAUCCUAUGGAAGAUCAAUAUGCCAAGCGCCGUGAAGAUAAGAAGGCACGUGUGGAAAAGAAUGCUAAGCGACAGAAACGAAAUUUGGAGGAAACCGCCGUGGCCACCAUGGCCGGUAAGAAGGAUGUGCGAGAAUUCAAAAAGGCCGAACUUCAAGCCGCCAUUGCCGCCUCCAAAACCGCCACCGCCAGUCUGGGUAAAUUCGACACCAAGCUGAAAAAUGAACCCAAGGCCAAGGGUGUCACUCAUCAGGUAAAAAAAAAAAAAGGAUCACUAUCUUGCUUGGUAUGGUACGGUAUGAAUAUAUGCUAA